AUGCUCGGCUUCAAAUCAAUAUGUGGAAAUUUAUUGCGACCUAGGCUUUUGAAUCCUUUGCGCGCUUUUCAUUCUGCAUCGGAUUCUGCCGUGUCCCCAGCUCUCUUAACCAGAGCAAGCCUACUGGUAGCCGAACAUACAAAGCUUUCAGAUCGACUGGGAGAGUCAUUUGAUGCUAAAACCGCAAAGCGAGUCGGGGAAUUGGCACCGGUUGCCAAUGUCUUGAAAGAAUGGAAUAAUGCCAAUGAUUCUAUUGCCGAACUCAAAUCUUUAUUAGAAGACCCUAAUACCGAUGCCGAACUACGGUCUCUGGCAACAGAAGACCUUGAGAGCAGUCAUGACGCCUUACCAUCAAUUUCGGACCGAUUGAAGAAGUCCCUCAUUCCCCGACACCCCUUUGCGGAUCUUCCUUGCUUGGUUGAAAUUCGACCCGGCGCGGGCGGAGAUGAAGCCGGCUUGUUUGCCUUCGAACUGCUACGAAUGUACAUGGCCUUUUGCUUCCGCAGGGGCCUCCGCCCAACCAUUUUGAAGCAGGACACUGAGGUUGGGCCGUCAGAAGACCGUCUCAGUGAAGCGGUGAUAGAAAUUGAAGCCGAUGGGGCGUACGAUCUUCUACGAACGGAGUCUGGGGUGCAUCGGGUACAGCGGGUGCCUGCAACUGAGACCAAGGGCCGCACCCAUACCAGCGCUGUCAGCGUAAUGGUCUUGCCGAGUUUCCCGGAGACCGGUAGCGAGAUGGAUAAUGCUUUGAAUUUCGAAGACCCAACCAGCGAUUAUUACAUCGAUCCCCAAGAGGUGCGAAUUGAAAAGAUGAGAGCUGGGGGUGCUGGUGGGCAACACGUAAACAAAACAGAGUCUGCCAUUCGACUGACCCAUAUCCCAACAAACACGGUGGUUUCCAUGCAAGAUGAGCGGUCUCAGCAAGCCAACCGCAGAAAGGCUUGGCAAGUGCUGCGAGCAAAGCUGGCUGAAGCCCGCCAAGAAGCCCGAGAACAGGAGCUCGUGCAGCUCAGACGAGGCAUCCUCGGUGGUGUGGCGAAGAUGGGUCGAGGCGAUAAGAUUCGGACCUACAAUUUCGGUCAAAGUCGUUGCACCGACCAUCGCACUGGUAUCACCAUUCACAACUUGGACGGCGUUCUGGACGGAGGUGACGGUUUGGAUACUGUCAUGGAGAGCGUGCGGACCUGGAUGAAUAAUAACGAUGUUGAGGGCAUGAUCGCUGAGGACAUGGCAAAACAAAAAGAUGUAAAAUAA
Penicillium soppii is the source of this 1254-nucleotide messenger RNA. RefSeq names its product putative mitochondrial translation release factor (RF-1). The coding region runs from base 1 to 1254 and encodes 417 amino acids. Gene Ontology annotation, molecular function: translation release factor activity. The record is from RefSeq and is a predicted model, not a curated record. Gene Ontology annotation, biological process: translational termination. The transcript is spliced from 3 exons. Lineage: Eukaryota; Fungi; Ascomycota; Eurotiomycetes; Eurotiales; Aspergillaceae.